This is a messenger RNA of Cooperia oncophora, 390 nucleotides long. The record is from the annotation of a GenBank genome assembly. NCBI's taxonomy places the organism in Eukaryota, Metazoa, Nematoda, Chromadorea, Rhabditida, Trichostrongylidae.
AUGUGUGUUCAAUUUCAGCAAGUUCGUAUAGUAGAAGUGGGAAGCAAUGAGUUCAAGAAUGCGCUACCGUACCUGAUUGUGCUACUGCUUAUUACGAUCUCAAUAAUUCCAUUGAUGAGUAGUCACCUGGAAGAACGACGAAAAGACAGCUUGAAAAGAGCCGAAAAAGCACAGUGGAUUGAUCAGAUGCCAAAUGCUUUGCCACUUCUGGAAAUCAACAAAUACUUCACAAUCAGUCCCAACUUCUCGUCACUUCGGAAACUUCACGAUACAUUGCGACAUUUCAGUCAAGCAUACAAAUUCCCAGUGAACGAAACGAUUGAGGACCAGGAAGCGAAUAUGUUCCUCGAAGUUCAUGUUACGCAAAUGGACAACACCCAGACAAGAAGG